Molecule: messenger RNA, 4073 nt
Organism: Gigantopelta aegis
Lineage: Eukaryota; Metazoa; Mollusca; Gastropoda; Neomphalida; Peltospiridae
Product: elongation factor-like GTPase 1
Exons: 22
Coding region: 145-4035 (1296 amino acids)
Biological process (GO): cytosolic ribosome assembly
Cellular component (GO): cytosol; ribonucleoprotein complex
Molecular function (GO): GTPase activity; GTP binding; ribosome binding
Source: RefSeq, a predicted model, not a curated record
GCACGUGUUGUGGUGACAAAUGAUUUCGACAUAAGGUUGAAAUGUAGACAUAAUGAUGAUUAUAUUUAUACAUUUAUAAUAAGUAAUGUACAGUUUGAUGUGGUGUAUUAAAUAACUUUGAUAAUAGAUUUAGUGAGCAGAGAGAUGUGUUCGACAACUCCUGGACAGAUUUCUGUCCUGCAGAAGAAUCCCACCAACAUUCGAAAUAUCUGCAUUUUAGCACAUGUUGACCAUGGGAAGACAACUCUGGCUGAUGCAUUAAUUGCAAGCAAUGGAAUCAUUUCACAGAGAAUGGCUGGAAAGAUGAAAUAUAUGGACAGCCGAGAAGACGAACAGCUGAGAGGUAUCACGAUGAAAUCCAGCGCCAUUUCAUUGCUUCAUCAAACUGGACUUGAGAAGUAUCUGAUCAACUUGAUUGAUUCUCCAGGCCACAUAGAUUUCUCCAGCGAAGUGUCGACUGCUGUGCGACUGAGUGACGGUGCGAUUGUACUCGUUGAUGUGGUCGAAGGAGUCUGUCCACAGACCCAUGCUGUAUUACGACAGGCGUGGCUGGAGAACAUCCAGCUUGUCCUCGUGCUCAAUAAGAUCGACCGUCUCAUCACUGAGCUGAAGAUGUCACCGCUCGAGGCUCACGCUCAUCUCCAGCAUAUACUUGUUCAGGUGAAUUUGGUUAUGAGCGAGCUAUACACAUCUGAUGCCAUGGAAAAAAUAUCAACAGAAAAUGAAGAAAGUAAAGACUUACAAGAUGGCAUAGACCCUCAGUCUUACGAUUGGACUGUACACGAAGAUGAUGAUGAUACUCUCAAGAUUAUUUUCUCACCGGACCGUGGCAACGUUAUUUUUGCUAGUGCCUUAGAUGGAUGGGGCUUUACGAUCGGUCAUUUUGCUGAGAUCUGGUCACAGAAGCUGGGGCUGAAUGCAGACAACCUGCGGAAAACACUGUGGGGAGAUUUUUACCUCAACACCAAGACGAGGCGGGUCAUGAAAGGAGCUCAGUCAAAGAGAAAGAAACCGCUGUUUGUCCAGUUUAUUCUCGACAACAUCUGGGCCGUGUAUGAAGCUGUUUGUUUAUCAAGAGAAAAAGAGAAGAUUGAAAAGAUAGUCAAAUCCCUGAAUCUGAAGAUUCCACCUCGAGAUUUACGACACAACGACUCCAAGGUUCUUCUUCAGGCGAUCACAACAAGAUGGCUGCCGGUUGCCCCGGCUGUUCUAGGUGUUGUGGUCAGUGUUUUGCCAUCACCGUUGAACAUGUCCGAUGAACGGGUGGAGAAACUGAUGUGUAACCACUCAAGACGCUUUGACUCGCUACCUCAGGAAACACAGAAUCUGAAAAAAGAUUUUCAGCUGUGCCGCUCAGAUGACGAUGCUCCAGUGAUUGUGUUUGUAUCUAAGAUGUUUGCCAUGGAGAGGAAAACACUACCAAAGCAUCAACAGAGACCGCUGACGUCCGAGGAGCUGCAGGAGAGACACGAGCUGGCCAAGAAGCGACAUGCUGCCCGCCUGGCUCGAGCGAAAGAGCGAGGACUCGGUGCGUCGGAUGUCGACACGGAGAGUCCCGCGUCACUCUCCGAGGAUACGGAGGAGGACACAGCUGAGAUGUGUAAUGGCCAUGUGAGAUCCAAAACUCUGGAUCCAAAGAGUGAGGAUGAUCAUGUAUUUAUCGCCUUUGCACGUAUAUUUAGUGGAACCAUCAGGAAGGGGAAGCAACUAUAUGUCUUAGGUCCGAAACAUGAUCCAACAAAGUAUCUAGAAGAGGGCUGCAUAGACAGAGAGAUUGAUUCGAGUCUUACAGUCCGAGAGUUAUCCAGUACAAAACAUGUGACAGUGUUUACAGUCGGUGAUCUCUACCUGUUCAUGGGGCGAGAGCUCGAAAUGAUGGACAGUAUACCAGCAGGGAAUAUUGUAGGUAUUGCUGGCCUAGAAGAUCACAUCUUGAAAUCUGCGACGAUUUCGUCAACGUGUGCGUGUGCUGCAUUCUCGGACCUGUAUUUUGAAGCAAUGCCAAUCAUCAGAGUGGCCGUCGAGCCGACACGUGCAGGUGACAUGAAGAAGCUGGUGCAUGGUCUGAAGCUGUUGAACCAGGCCGAUCCAUGUGUCGAGGUGUUGGUGCAGGAGACGGGAGAACACAUCAUCGUUGCCGUCGGCGAGGUUCACCUACAGCGCUGUGUGGACGAUCUCAAAGAAAGAUAUGCUCAUGUAAAUGUGCAUGUUUCCUCUCCGAUUGUGCCGUUCCGCGAGACGAUUGUACUUCCACCUAAAGUAGACAUGGUGAAUCAGUCCAUCCACGACCUGAACCAACCCAUCAAAUCAAUGAAGCUGGAAUUUGAGAGCGACGUGAAGGUCAUAAAACAAGGCCUGGUCGAGAUGACCACGUCCAACAAACAGUGCACCAUUCGAAUCCGCGCCGUCCCGCUCCCCUCGUCUGUCACAGACCUUCUGGUGGAGAACGUGUCCCUGAUCAAAACACUCGACUUGUACACCGCAGCACACACCAGCGAUAAAUCGGACAGACAGAAACGGUUUGAGAUCAACGUUUCAACUCUAACCGCUCUUCAGGCACUGAGAGAGAAAAUUGAACGAGCAUUUGACUCAGCCGGGAAAUUGUGGAGAGGUUCAGUUUGUCAGAUGUGGAGCUGUGGGCCACACCGAUGUGGCUCGAACGUGCUGCUGAACAGAAUACCGGGCUAUUCCAGAUCGUCUAUUUGGUGGAGGUUGCAGAACGAAUCACUGGAAUCGUUUUCGGUUCGUAACUUUGACAGCAGUGUGGUGAAUGGAUUUCAGCUGGCAACUGUUUCGGGGCCUAUAUGUGAAGAGCCGAUGCAAGGAGUUUGUUUCAUCAUGGAGAAGUGGGAAUAUGUUAAUGGGGGGUGGUCAGUGGUCGAGGACAGUAGAGCAACAGAUCACUUAAAUGUCUUCAAAGACAAUGAAGUAAUAAUGACAAAGGCUAGCAAACCACAAUGUAAAAGUGAUUCCGUUUCUGAAUGUCCUGAAAUAAACAUAUGCAAUAAAUCUGAUGCAUCAUUAAAAACAACAUUGUCUUCUGAAAGCAGCCAACCAGAGACAUUAAAAAUAACAGUGCUUUCUGACAGCAACCAAUCAGAAUUAGGAAUGAUGUUACAGGCUCCAGUGUCUUCUGACAGCAACCAAUCAGAGGCAUCACAGACUUUGGUAUCUUCUGAAAGUGACCAAUCAGAAUCAUCAGAUAUAAGACAAACAUCAGUGUCUUCUGAAACCAACCUAUCGGAGGCAUUACAGACUUUAGUAUCUUCUGAAAGUGACCAAUCAGAAUCAUCACAGAAAAUGCAAACUCAAAUGUCUUUCAAAAACAACCAGUCAGAUGCAUUGCAGACUCCAGUGUCUCCUGAAAGCGAGGAGUCUGAAUCUAAAAGCAAGGAGUCUGAACCUAAAAGCAAGGAGUCUGAACCUAAAAGCAAGGAGUCUAAAUCUAAAAGCAAGGAGUCUGAACCUAAAAGCAAGGAGUCGGAAUCAUCACAGCCGGUUACCACAGUGUGUCAACAGCGACAGGUGGCGUAUGGCCCGUUCUCUGGACAGCUCAUGUCAUGUGUUAAAGAUGGCUGCCGGAAAGCGUUCCAGACCCAGCCCCAGAGACUGGUGGUGGCCAUGUACAAGUGUAACAUCCAAGCCACAGCCGACGUUUUAGGAAAACUGUACGGUGUGCUGGGCAAGCGGAACGGCCGGGUUCUGAGCGACUCCAUGAGAGAAGGGACGCAAGUCUUCAACAUCACUGCCGUCUUACCCGUCAUUGAGAGUUUCGGAUUUGCCGAGGAGAUCCGGAAACGAACCAGCGGUCUGGCGAGUCCACAGCUGAAGUUCAGUCACUGGGAGGUGUUGGACAUGGAUCCUUACUGGGUGCCAACCACAGAGGAAGAGUACCUCCAUUUCGGGGAGAAGUCCGAUGCAGAGAACAGGGCUCGAAAUUACAUGAACCAGGUACGCAGAAGAAAGGGACUGAAGGUGGAUGAAAAAAUAGUGGAACAUGCAGAAAAACAGAGGACCUUGACCAAGAUGAAAUAAGUUAUUUUAUGAAAAUUAAACUUAAUUUAUCUCAAAAA